AUGGCAGAAAAUAAUUCGACAUCAGAUCCUUUAGGGUUAGAAGGUGGCGAUAACGUCUUGCAGCUAAAUGUUCCUUUUUCUAGUCAAGUUCAAUUACCAAAUCAUCUAUCAGAUAGUAAAGGUAAUAAAGUCACAACAGUCCAGCCGUCGUCAAUUAUUCCUGUUAAUGAUGGUGGUAGGUUUGAUCGAGAUCCUGAUGUACUCUUUCCUCCACCUCCAUAUGACAGGAAUGAAGUAGAGAAUGACUGCCAAUCACGAAGUAUAAGUCGGGCAAGUCGAGCUAGUCGAGCUAGUCGUGCUAGUCGUGCUAGUCGUGCUAGUCAAGCGAGUUCGUGGAUGACAACGGCUUCGAAGGCUAAUCAAUACCAACAAGUACGGCAUGUGAUGCUUAAUAAAAAUAUAAAUUGGUCUGGUCUCUCUUGUAUUCAGCGUAAAAGUGACAUUAUUCCCAUCCAAGAAAAUGAAGGCGCUGAUGAUACUUAUUUACCUAACUACGAAGAAGCUACAACAGUUCAAGCAUGGAAAAAAGUAGCCAAGUUUUGGGGCUCUUUCAAUAAAGUUUAUGGAUCAAAAGCCAAUAAAAUUCUUCGGGGUAUCCAUUUUUUCUAUUUUUGGGUAGCAUUAAUAUUUCCAGUGGUAGAAUUUGCAAUUAAACCAGAAAAUUUUGCAUUUAACAUCACUACUAUAACAUUUUCAGUAGUUUUUGCUGGCUUAGCAGUAGCUGAUCUAGUCAUAACAUACCGUAAAACUGAUGACGAAGUUUUUAUGAGGAAAUUUCAAUUUGUACAGCGAAUUGCUAAUAUUUUUGCAUUAUAUCAACCGAUCAUAUGUGAUGUAAUGGCUUUUGUGGUUGAGAAAUAUUUUAGGGGGAAAAAUUGGUAUGAUAGUAUCUAUACAAUCUUGUUAGUUUACGCUAUACUUGAAUUUUUUGCAUUGGUGGGUGAGCUACUAUUUAUGUUACACAAACUACUGAAAGACUUUCAUAGUCGACAUCCUGCUGCAAGUACUACUGGAAUCUCACUUGGCAUUCCAUUCGGCUUUCGUUUAUUUAUCGCCUUUAUUAUGAAUAUUGCCGUAUUUAUUGUUAUGAUAUGUGCAUUUGGUAUUGAAGCCUACGAGGAAAAUUUAGCAAGUGAAAAUUAUCGGACGACGCAUACAAGUAGAUUUAUGAUUUUUAUGAUCAUCAUUAUACCCUGGCUUAAUCUGUUACUUUUUAUAGCCAUGAAUUCACAGUGCUAUUAUGAAGUACUAUUAAUCUUAUGUAUGGAUGAAGUUAUUGAUGAAGGGGGCGAUGAGGCUGAAGAAAUGACAGAGCGAAAAGAAGACUAUCUUAAAAUGGAUAAAGCCAUUCGCUUCUUUGAUUACAUUACCGAUUCUUAUGUUCUUUUAACUUUAUUAUCAUUAUGGUACCUCCUACUAUGGAUUUACUUCAUUGUGGUUGUAGGUAUACCACGAAAUGCGUUUCCAGCUUUACUGAUCCUUACAUUAAUAGUUCUCUCCAAUCCGACUGCGUUUAUUUAUGCUUCAACCACUAUCAUUUAUAAUAUUAAUAAAUUAUUGAUCUACAGUAUACUAUUAUGUCGAAAAUCACAUGAUAAUACUGACGAAGAUCCCGAGGAUCCAACCAGACCGAGAAAAAUACAUAAUUGUUGCGACUGCCUCUUUGCUUUACCUGUAUAUAUUACUUAUUAUUUGCUCAAGAUAUUGGAAUAUUUUCAUAGGCUAAUAGAAGACCAAGAUGCAGUUCUUCGAGUUCCCGCUGUAUUUACUGAGUGUUGUAAAUAUUCUAGUCUUGCUUAA
This is a messenger RNA of Trichoplax adhaerens, 1800 nucleotides long. RefSeq lists its product as uncharacterized. The transcript is spliced from 2 exons. The record is from RefSeq and is a predicted model, not a curated record. Bases 1 to 1800 code for a protein of 599 amino acids. NCBI's taxonomy places the organism in Eukaryota, Metazoa, Placozoa, Uniplacotomia, Trichoplacea, Trichoplacidae.